Molecule: messenger RNA, 2631 nt
Organism: Fusarium pseudograminearum CS3096
Lineage: Eukaryota; Fungi; Ascomycota; Sordariomycetes; Hypocreales; Nectriaceae
Exons: 2
Coding region: 1-2631 (876 amino acids)
Source: RefSeq, a predicted model, not a curated record
AUGAAUUUUGACUCGGCUGACGUUCCCCCUAUCCCUCAUCGUGCCCGUGGCCAUCACGCUCAUGGAUACAGUCACUCGAGACGUCGCUCUUUGCAAGGCCCCUCGUCAAAGCGCUCGUCAAAUGUCCCUCCUGCCAGUCCCGAGGUUAUCUCAAACCUGAUCACCAGUCUGAGCGUCAUCUCCGCGCCCGCUACCUCCCACUUCGAGGCAUCUCCUCACAGUCUCUCAUUACCAGCAAGUCCUGGCUACAGCAACGGUAGCUUUGGCGUCGACUACGGAGCCUUCCACCAACCCAGCCUCGACGACCUGAGACAGGAUCCCGUCUCCCUUGACGAACUCGCCGCUCUACCUCCCGUUAUACGCACCUCGAAACCUCCCAGCGGAUACUCUGCGCUGACCGCGGCAAAGAGCCCCAAGAGUCCUCGAAGCCCGAGCCGUGAAGGUGGCCUGCGAUCGUUUAUCCGGAAUAGUACAUCCCGACCGUCGUCCAAAGGAUCCUCACAAGCCUCCAAGAAUGAUGAUGCACAGAGUAUAGGCGGCCUUUCAAUCGAACGACGCUCCAGUGUGGUGACACCCGAGCUGAACCACAAGCAGUCGCACGACAGUUGGGGCAAGAAAACAUCGAGGAGUGCAAAGGGUCUUAUGUACAUGAGUUCGAGGGAGCGUUUACGCGAAAAAGAGGCCGAGCGAAAACGAGUAUCCGGUGGGGUAUCAGCUUCAUCGUCAGGUGCAGUUGCUGGCGAGAGUGUUCACAGUGACGGUCGCAACGAUCCCUUUUUCGCCGAAACAGCCAUUCGGGAAGAGUCGCAGUACGAACUUCCGAACGAGCGCCCAAUGGAUGGUCCUUGCGCUAUCCCGGCGCGGGGUUCCAGUCUGGCUAAGACUACCCAACCCUUGCGUUCGAGCGGGAGGAGAUCAAGGCAGGAUGGCGCGGUUACUGAUGUGAUACCAGAAGGAGACGAACAUAUGAGACCUCGAGAACGGGACACCGAUAGAAGGAGACCGCCGCAUAAUACACAUCAAUCGAGGUCGUCCACGAGAUCGCCUGUCUAUGGUCUCAAGGACGCUUCCCCUUCCAAGACCACUAGCGUGGCUGGUAGAAGCUUCCUCGACAUUAGCCGAGACGACGACGGCUUGAGUGAUGAGGAGGACCUGGGCGCGCCCUUUCCUGCUGUUGCCCAAAACAGAAAGCGAGAUCAGAGUAACGACCGCCAAGAUAGGAGACGAUCAGGACAACCAAGUCCAGCGCCAACUGAGGGAGUCAAGGUGAAGCGCAGCAGUUCACGUCUCAAGCGCUUGUCUGAGCCUCUAAAUCUCAAAUCCGAAGACCGAAUUCGCGCCCCUAGUCCUCAACCGCAAGUCCAGCACCAGUCGCGCAAUAACCACCACGAUCGACCUCAAUCUGCUGACUCUGUUGAUGGUGCUGUCGACUCAUAUUUAUGCUCACCACGGUUGUCGCAAAAGAUUCGACAUCCCCAGACGGGUCGCGUAAUCUCGUUCUCUGAAGUGGGUGAUUCUGAGGGUUCUGCGGUCUUUUGUUGUGUCGGCAUGGGCUUGACGAGAUAUAUCACUGCCUUUUACGACGAGCUGGCAUUGACAUUGAAGCUGCGACUCAUUACACCAGAUCGACCAGGUGUUGGUGAUAGCGAAGCUUACUCGGAUGGUACUGCAACGCCGUUGAGCUGGCCUGAUGAUGUCUACGCUAUCUGUCAAACUCUUAAAAUCACCAAGUUCUCGAUCCUUGCUCAUUCUGCUGGCGCCAUUUACGCCUUGGCCACGGCACUCCGAAUGCCUCAACACAUUCGAGGCAGGAUACACCUUCUUGCGCCAUGGAUUCCUCCAUCCCAAAUGAACGUUUUCGGCACUUCGCAGGCUCUCCCACCUACCAACGCCAUCCCGACUGCCCAACGUAUCCUUCGAGCCCUUCCUACGCCCAUUCUCAAAGCUGCCAAUAGCAGUUUUAUGACAGCAACAAGUAGCUCCAUCACAAGCUCAUUGCCCAAAACACCACGACGAGGAAAGAAGAAGAACGGUCGCGAAAGCACAGGAAGUACACGGAAUGUUACACCAAGUAUCGAUAAGGAGAACAUCUACAAUAAGGCUACUACCAAUGGACACGGCGAUGAAGUCGACCAUCACCCUGCAUCGGAGAGUAUGGAUAGGAUGAGUAUUCCACAGGGGGGAAGAGGCGAAUCAGAUAUCAUCGCCGCGGCGUCUGACGCCAUGGCGGAUAAGGAACGACAGAUGAACUACGAUCUGCGACUUACCCAUGCUAUUUGGGAACUCGCAACAACAGGAGCAAAUCCUGCUGUCGACCUUUUAGUUUGUCUCGAACGACGUCACACCAUUGGUUUCCGAUACGUCGAUAUUACAAGACCAGUUGUCAUCCACCAUGGCAGCCGAGACACCCGCGUCCCCGUGGACAAUGUCAAAUGGCUUGGCAAGACUAUGCGUCGCUGCGAAGUCAGAGUCCUCGAGGGCGAAGGCCAUGGACUCAUGGCCAGCGCGAGUGUCAUGGGCUCGGUGUUGAUGGAGAUGAGUAAGGAGUGGGAGGAUUGGAUGAAGGUCACAGGGGCCGAGGGGGGCAAGAAAGAUCGUGAGAGAGGACGACGAGGAACUCUCGUGCGAUAA